AUGAACGAAGACGUGAUGGAGUUCGAGAACGUGGAGAAUGUCUGCAGACUGUGCCUUUCCACGGAUGGACCUAGAUCUUCGGUGUUUGCGACGCAGGAGGAAGAAGAGGAGUUAUCCAGUGUGCCGCUGGUUGCUAAAAUUCAGGCCUGCCUGUCGAUUCAGAUUUUAACAGCCGAUAAGCUGUCCACAUGGAUAUGCGCAAAUUGUGUAAAAAGCGUUAAUCAAUGGCACAUCUAUAAGCAAUCGUGUUUGCGCUCCCAGGACAAACUGAAAGAAUGGCUGACAAAUCAAUUGCAGUCAAAUUCUACGGUUAACACAAUCAAAGAUGAACCAAUGGACGUGGAUUAUGAAGAUGAUGUAGAAAUUAUCGAGGAGGUCGCCAAUAAUGUAGAAGUUAUUGAGGAGACCACCAAUAAUGAAGAAGUAAUUGAGAAGACUACCAAUAAUGAAGAAAUGAUUGAGAAGACUACCAAUAAUGAAGAAGUGAUUGAGAAGACCAUCAAUAAUGAAGAAAAUCAAACGGAUCAGCAGAGUUCCAUAGUUCUAUGUUCCGUUAAAAGUGAACCACAAGAUGAAGACGAUACCGAUGGUACUAUAGAAGUAGAAUCCACGAAUAGCAGUGAAUUGAAUCCUAUGGCAAUCGAUGAGACAGAGGACAUUGUUAUGGAGGCCGAUUCUACACAAAAGUCCAAUGCAGCUGGUAUAUUGCCUAAGAAGAAAUUAAAACGCGGUCCUCACACUCAUUUCAGAGGAACGCGUGUUUUUAAGCAGAAGUGCACGCACUGCCAGAUAUUUUUGCAUUCUAAAUACUCAUAUUUGAAACACAUGAAGAGAUUCCACAGCAAAGAAAACGGCAUUGAGAAUUCAGAGAUACAGAACAACGAUGAGGAGAUGAUCGAGGAUCUAGAAGAUGAAUUGAUCAGUAUGGAGAAGGACUCACCGCUGACACAAGUUCAACAGGAUAUUAUUAGUCAACUGAAAACUUUUUCUUGCUACUCUUGCGAACAGACGUUUAACGAUCGACGUAGCACUCUUUCUCAUAUACGUCAACAUAUGCCGGAUUUAAGACCGUACACAUGUAUUGCUUGUUUGACUGAAUUUCCAGAUCGAUCGAUGUAUCAGUUACAUUGCGGAGCUUCCUUUGAAUGCGCCAUGAAGAUUGCCCUAGUUGUACCGAAACUUGGUAGCGAGCGAUAUUUUACAUGUAAUAUGUGCUUGCGCUCAAUGCAAGGCAGGAAGGAGUUACUCAGCCAUUUGUCGAAGCAUUCUGAUAAGCAGUAUGAGGAAAUGAUGUCAUCGUCGACGCGAGCUCCGCCUAAACUGAAGCCAAUGGCACCGUUGCCAUCCUCGAAAACCAGCGCUAUCAUGAGCGGACCUUACAUGAAUGGUGAUCCAAAACAUAAUCAUGCCUGCGAUUUAUGCGGCAUGAUCUACCGAUAUCGGCCCAAUAUGAUAAAGCACAGGGAGAUGUGUGCGCGAUUGGACCCAGACAGCAGAACAUUGUACAGAUGCGUGCAUUGUUACAUGACGUUCCUUGUAUUUAAAAAGUUCCACUAUCAUAUAACAGCCGAUCAUAAGAAAAAAGAUUUUACAUGUUCUGAGUGCUUUUCCAAAUUCCGAUCGCCUAGUGAUUUUGUAACUCAUUAUGAAACCCAUCGCACGACAAUGCCAGCCAACCGACAAAUGCAACACGAGAGUACCUCGCAGAAUUCAGUUCAAACACCAUUGAAAGAACGUAAUGCUUACGAAACAAAUGUCAAACCAAGGGUUAGUUCACGAAUAUCAAAUCAGCAGUAUCCUUGCCCUCUUUGUUCCCAGAAGUUCUCCACGAGAGUUGAACUGAAAGAGCAUCGAACUCUUCAUCUCAAAAUGAAGAUAUAUUCGUGCGCCAUUUGCCGUAGCUUAUUCAGCAGCGCCGGCGCCUUGGAGAGCCAUAUGAAAGAUCAUGGUAUCGAAGAUGCGCACGAAAGGGACGCCAAUGUCUCUAACAUGGAAUUCGGCAGCUUAGAUGAGGAUGUAAUGAUUGAAAAAGAUUCAGUGAAUAUCAGUGCCAUGUCGGACCCUGGUCCGCAAAAUCAUGAAUGUGGCGAAUGUGGUAAGGUACUAUCCAGUUACGCUAAUCUUCGACGACACGCUAAAAUCGCUCACCGGAAUACUAAGAUCUACGAUUGUGUCAACUGCUCACGAAUGUUUAUGCGUAAAGAUUUGUAUGAUACUCAUAUGGAAAUCAAGCACAAUUCUAAGAAGACAAUGCUGCAGUGUCCGCAAUGCCCUAAGAGUUUUGUCUUCCAUUCGAAUUUCUCUUAUCACUUCCGUACUGCUCAUAUCGAGAAAUCACGAACCGGUUAUGCUUGUGAUAUCUGCGGUAAAGUCUUUGUUGAGGAAGCGUCUUUAAAAAUACAUAAGGGCUGGCACAAUCGCGCAAAUUCACGUUUGAGCACUCGAUUUAUACUGGGAUAUCAGAACGCGUCCGAUGACACAAAAGAAUCAAGUAGCGUUGAAUUUGUUGAGAAUUCAGAACGGCCAGCGAGAGCACGAAAGUCCUUCCCUAAUGCACCACUCCAAUCAUUAAUAAAGACAUCAGAUAAUUAUCAAUGUCAAGUAUGCAAUGACAAAUUCAAUGAUGUCGUAGAACUGAGGACCCAUUUGUGGGAUGUCCAUUGCGCUCGCAACAAACUAGAAAAGAGUUUCUCUAAUGAUGAACUUCAAUGCGAACUUUGCACGAACAUUUUCCCCGACAAGGAAACCCUAGCAUCUCACAUGCAAUGGCACAAGGCCAAUCCUAUUCUUAGUGAUAUACAAAAGACGACCUUCUCCUGCGAUAUAUGCGGCAAGUCUUACAGUUCGAAGAAGGUUCUAUGGAAGCAUAAGAGGCUUCAUAAAACUACCGUUGUAGCCUCAAUUAAAUUCCAAUCUAUAGCUAGAAAACCGAUGGCUACACAAUUCUUGUGCAACUUCUGUCGUAAAGUCUUUUCAAGCAAUCAGUCUCUGCAACGGCACAAAUUCACCUUCCACAGUGAUCCGCAGAAUCGUGCCCAGCAACAGUUUUACAACAGCAGUCAAUUACCGUCAUUUAAUGAACCAAGGGUAAAGCGUAUGAAACAAGACGUUGAAAACGAUAAUUCACAGACCAAAUUGUCGCCUUUCGCCAUGGACUUUGCUGGCGAGAGAAGGAAGCCGGUCAUGUGCCAUGUUUGCAAGAAAAUGUUCCCUAAUAUGAGCGUGCUGUAUAAGCAUAAGCAAAUGGUUCACAAACGACCAAAAAAAGAAUUGAUACCCGAGUGUAUACCGAUGUCGACUCACGAUGGCCAAUUUUCAUGCAACAUCUGUUUCAAAAAAUUCCCUGGUCUAUCAAAUCUGCGACAACAUUUCACAAUCAAACACAAAAAGACGUCCGAAGCCAACAACACAUCAAUGAUAGUGAGCAAUGAAAGAUUGUCGCUCCCAACACCCGAACGUCCGAGGGAUGUGAAAACCAGUGAAGUGGCCUACAAUAACGUAAUGUACAGCUGUAAAUUGUGCAAGCAGUGUCACGUCUUCAAUAAGGAGUCUAUCAUAAAUCAUAUCACCAAUGUGCACAACGCAGUGUAUCAGGCUGAUAGCAAUACGUUCCACAGGGAGGUCACUCUGAGCACUUACGUAGUGAAAGAUGCGAUUGGAGCUACUUGUCCGCUAUGUGAUGUUAAAUAUCCUAAUAACAGAGCUCUGAAGAUACACUACAUUAAAUUCCACGAAAAUAAUAAUUGAAAUUGAUGUUAAAAUCAGACCAUUGACUGCUCCAGACGCGGAAAGAUUUUUUAAUCACAAAGUGUAAUCACAAAAAUCGAAAGAUUAUCCUUAAAUCACGAUUGUCUACAUAAGGUGAUAUAUUCUCGAAAUAGCAUCGAUUCUGAAUAGAAAUGUAAACCGAAAAAUUUUGAUUCAAAU
Messenger RNA from Cyphomyrmex costatus, 3927 nucleotides. RefSeq names its product zinc finger protein 160. NCBI's taxonomy places the organism in Eukaryota, Metazoa, Arthropoda, Insecta, Hymenoptera, Formicidae. The coding region runs from base 1 to 3747 and encodes 1248 amino acids. The record is from RefSeq and is a predicted model, not a curated record. The transcript has 4 exons. Gene Ontology annotation, molecular function: zinc ion binding. Gene Ontology annotation, cellular component: nucleus.